Molecule: messenger RNA, 3900 nt
Organism: Halichondria panicea
Lineage: Eukaryota; Metazoa; Porifera; Demospongiae; Suberitida; Halichondriidae
Exons: 11
Coding region: 372-3671 (1099 amino acids)
Biological process (GO): ribosomal small subunit assembly; proteolysis
Molecular function (GO): rRNA binding; metalloendopeptidase activity; ribosomal small subunit binding
Source: RefSeq, a predicted model, not a curated record
CAUGUCCAUAACUUUCGUCAGAAGAUUGUGGGAAUGGGCUAAGAGAUUUGGGAUUUCUGGCUGAACGAAGUGAUCAAGUCAAGCCGAAAUGAAACCCUGAUAUGAUGGAGGUGCUAUGUGGUCAAGACUGAUCAAGGUUCAGGGAUGCAGAACUCGUGAACCGGCCAACCAAUUUAUCACACAUGACUGGAAGAAAAAGGAAGUGAAUGGUUUCCUGUCUAAUUAGGUAUAUAGUCUACCACAGAGACAUUAAUGUGGCAGUUUCCUUGUUUUUGCUGUGCAAGUUUGCAGUUGUUGUCCAAGUCCACCAAGUCUUAGCAAAUUCUGACACUGAACUAGAUCUGAUCUACUGCUGAGUGAUUCAACACAGCAUGCCGAUCAGUGCUGAUCAGUGGAGAGUGGUGAUUGGCUGCAACAAUGUCAGGAGGCAUCGUCAAAUUGAUUUGAAACGAUUCUGCUUGGAAAAGAUGAUUUUUGGGGGAAGCAGCAUACAGUUAGAUCUAUCCGAUCUAUCUCAGCUGGACGCAGUGGUGCAAGAAGUACGGAAGGAUGCUGAAACAAGCCAUUCUGCGACACUUAAUGAUUUUAUCUUGGAUGAUUCCCUCGACGAAUUAUCGGUGAUAUUGAUGACUGUAUGUUGUCAAUGUAUCGAGGUGCUUCAAUGCUUCCUAUCCAUGGUUAAGUUACAACUUCUUCAAUUGGCUGGAGACGUAGAAACAAAUCCUGGUCCAGGUACCGAGACACCCGAGUACAAGACAAUAGUGUUAUGCACCAAGGUGUUGACUGAUUCAAUUGCUCAUGGCGUCUCUGGAAUCAGUGGUAGUUUAUUCUCGUUAUCGAUUAUCUCAAACGAGACUUAUCAGGAAAUGAUGAACACUUCUCGAACUGGUCAUAACAAAGCUUCGAUACUGAUUGAUGACCUCUCUAAUGGAAUUAAGUUGAAUCCUGAAACAUUCCACAAAUUUGUCGCUGCCUUAAAGGAAGAUGGUCCAUGGACCGAGAACAUAGUCUCUCAUGUCUUAGAAGCGUACAGCAAUAUUAAAGCAUCAGCUCCACCUCAAUCACAAAGGACCCCACCGAAUUGUAGCGCUGAUGAGAGCAGGCGUAUCGUCAACGAUAUCGCCCGACGCCAUGGUGUAGAUUCUCUCCUUGAUCAGAAAUGCACAGAUUAUCAUAUUCUUCCAAUAUCCAAGUGCAUAGUUCAUUGGAACGCUUAUGGCCAAUACCUCGGUCUAAGUCCACAGCAUAUACAUGCUAUUGAUACAAAUCGUCUGAACACUUUACCGAAUUCCAAAACUAAAGAAAUGCUACAUAAAUGGCAGGAAAUGUGUCCAGCAAUAAAAUGCACUUAUCGCUACUUGGUUCAGGGGAUCAUUGAGGUAGAAAACAAUCGUCGCCUUGUAGGGGACAUAUGCACUAUCAUUGCUGAACCCUCACCCUCAUGUACAAAUGACAAAGCUGGCAGUGAUGAUGUCAUCCCCAAAAUCUCCCCAAACCCUCACAAACGAGCAGAUAAACCACAAUCUGUAAAGGCUGAUGAACCAAGCCCUAAGAGAGCAAGAGAAAUUGAGCCAUUCAAGGAAGACGAUGUGCCACAAGCAUUCUGUGAACUACCUCCUCCUAGUACGGUAGAGACUCAGUCUUCAGAGGAAGGUGUUGAUGAAGAAUGCAGCAUUGAUGGUGCUCUUGCUCAAGUGGCUACAGGCAAACUGUGGCCUAUCAAUCACGGUAAAGAUGCACUUUAUUUUUACAUCAUUAACCGAGGUGAUCUGGCCAGAGUUGAUCUCAAUCCUGACAACAUAACAUCAUGGGCUAAUGAAUGGUGCCACCACCAUGUAUAUAGCAAAGUGAUUCCAAAAUUAUAUAUCACUGGAGAUUCUACUAAGUCAGACAUCAGGAUCAGAAUUGAUCCAGAUGGUAAAUCUUGGUCCAAGAUUGGAGUUGAUGCAGUAUCGGUUGAUAAAUCCAAACCCACCAUGGUUCUUGGGCUUCGCAAAGGUUAUAGUAACUACAAUCAACACAUUGUAAUCCACGAAUUUGGGCAUGCACUGGGCUUGGAGCAUGAGCAUCAGAGAUCAAUUUUUUGGUCAGUGGCGAAAAAGUUUAUUGAUGUUGGCGAAAUGAGAAGAGAUGAGAGAUUAAAGAACACAGAUAUUAAUGGUGACUACUUGGAAAGUUUGCAGUAUGGUGACGGCUCUGACAAGUACGACCCUGACAGUGUCAUGCACUAUUGGUUCGACAAGAAAUGGCUGAAUCCGAAGAAAUACAGGGAUGAAGAUAAAGUGAAGAAUGACAGACGUUUGAGUGAUACGGACAGGAAAGUCAUUCUAGGCAUCCACAAGCGUCAUUUGAAAUUUGCAGUUUGCCCGUCUCCAACAGAUUUUGCCUUUUUGGCACAGUGCUAUGGGAAAAAUCAUCGAGAAAACCAACCACAAUUAAUAGUGUCAUCAUCAGAUGAUUUCGAAAAUCUCCAACGAGACAAUGCAGGUAGUCCUGUAAUCACCAUCGAUCAGCUUAUUGAAGAAGUGAUUUGCUUAGCACGUGUCAUAAGUAAAACCGAUAUAGUCGAACAACUAGAGAAAACACUAAUUCUCCUCAAAUCCAAUUGUACAAAAGUGGGAAUUAUUGGUGUAACCGGGUCUGGAAAAAGUACUACAAUAAAUGCAAUGCUUGGUGAAGAAUACUUACCUACUCGUAGUUCAGGUGAAACAGCAUAUGUACUUUGCAUUAAACAUGAUUCAAAUCCCACUGCUACAUUGUAUGACAAAACGGUGGAUAAGAAAGAAAUUGCUACUGAGCCGAAAAACAUUUCAAAGGCACUGAGAGAGUUCAAUUCGGAGCGGCGCAAUAAAAAAUCCCCCGAAUUUGAAAUUGAUCGACAACUGGAACUACAUGUUCCUGUUAAAUUUUUUCAGAAUUGCAGCACAGAAUUGGAGAUAUACGACACUCCAGGUACUUCCGAGAAAAUAAAAUCACGAAUCUACGAGGAUGCUCAGAAAGCAAGAGAAGAAAUGGAGGGAAUGAUUCUUGUAUUGUCUGUUGAGACCCUUCAGUUUGAUGCAACAGCAGAACUUUUGAAAUGUAUCAAUGACAAGUUUGUGAAACAAAAAGAGAAGCGACGAGAGAAGAGGAGAAUCCUUGUGCUAAUGAACAAGAAGGAUUUAUUGUACUCAGAUGGACUUAAUGACACCGAAGAAACACUGAAGAAUGGUGCUGAAGAAAAUGUUCCUGUUCCAUGGGAGGAAGUUGUAGUCUACGGUGCACAACUUGGUCUCCAAGCAAGAAAAUUAAAAGUAAAUCCGCAUGUGCAAAAGAGGGAAUUUGACAAAUUUUGUUUUGCAGCAGAAGACAUUCCUGAGAUAAAGGACAAUGUACAUGUACUUCAGAUGAACACAUUCAGCCCACAAAAUGUGCAGGAGUUAGCCCGACUUGCUGAGGAGGGAAGUGAUAUCAAAAAGGUAGAAGAGAGUCUCAAGAAAUCAUGCCCUCGGUUCAAAGUUCUAAAAGCCAUUGAUGACACAAGAGAUCGCGUUGCAGAGCUACUGGAAUAUGUCAAGCAGCAAAUCACCCGAGAUAUGGAAACCGACAAGACAUUAGGAGAUCGUAUGAAAGAGUGGUCAGAUAAUGUGAAGAGGCUUGAGGUUGUUGGAAAAAAAUUGGAAGACCUAUGAAAUUAAUAUAUAGUAUAGUGACGAACAGAAUUGUUUCUUUAUAGCAAUUAUCCUAUGUUGUAGUAGUGACACACAGAAUUAUAUAUUUUUUUGAACGGAGUCAAUCCUUUUCAGUGUUUUCAUUUUGUUUAUAGUUGAACUUAAUUAUGUAUGCACGUAUAAAAACAUGUUAAUCGUGUUGUAGUAGUGAUCGGCACACAGAAUUAUAAUAUAUUUUCUUUGAACACAA